GCCCGUCGUAUGGCUACCCCUCCCACGGCCGCUACUCCUACGGCCACUACCCCUCCCACAGCCGCUACUCCUAUGACCGCUACCCUUCGCACGGCCGGCCGACGUACCUCCCCUCGUCAGACCAGCAGCCCUCGCACGGCCGACCAACGUACCUCCCCUCGUCAGACCAGCAGCCCUCUCGCCAUAGCGGACCCUGGCCCCAGCGCGUCUCCAGCAGCCGGCGCGCGCAGCUCGGGAGGAGAGUGAUCGAUGUCGGCGCGGAAGUCAGCAGCAACCGGGUGACGACGACGAAGCCGGCGCCGGCGCCUGCCGCCGUCACCACCGACAGCACACAGAACUACGUGAAGAACACGGAGCUGUUGGUCAAGAUUGCCACACACUUCGACAAGAAAGGCUGUUUCCGCCGUCUCGUCUGCGAGUGCGAGUACUACGACGACGACAGUGCCUCGCGCACCCUGGAGGAGAAACUCAUCCUUCACGUCUUUGGCAUGAAACGGAGGAAUAGCGGCCACGUGACAGAAACCCGUUACCUGGAGGCGGCCGCCAUCGGAGAGGCGGCACGCCAAAGCGGAAAGCCCGAUCCGUGCGCACCUCUCGCACCCAAAUGCAAGCAAAAUAUGGUGUUGAAGCUGCGGGCAAGAAAGAACAAGCAGCGCUAGUGUCAUCUGGGGAGGAAGGAACGAAACAUUACUUUAAAGGUGGCGUUCGCGGAUUUGAAGCAAAUCUGCUUUCGGAGCGUUUGCGUGAACUUGUCUCGUGCGACCCUUGCAAGCUAUGCAUCGACUUGGGCAAACAGUGAAACGCAGCACGAGAAAGGAUGGGAGGCAACUGUGGGGAGGAUGCUUGCAGCUGAGUGACCGCAGAAGCAGCGAAUUUCAGUGCAGCGGCCGAACAGCUACUGAAAUGCCACGCAUCCGCAAGAUGUGCUGCUUCAUUUGUCGGUGAACCCAUCCGGGCCAUGCAAUAACUGCCGCACAAGUGAAGCCGAUGGCAUCGGAUCUCUUAAUUUGAGUGCGUAUUCUUGCUUAUCCAGUGCCUUGCCCGUUAUUUAUGGAGCGUAGUGAUGCUGAAGUCCGUGGACGCACGGCCGUGCGGCGGACUGAGGUUUUGUUGGGGAUUGUUGGGGAUUCCGGCAGGCGGGGCCGAGUGUGAUCUUCUGUGGGUAUUCAGUGUGUGUGUGUGAUCCUCUGUGGGUAUUUAGUGUGGGUUGUCGGCCGAGGAGGCGCCUGCUUCGACAUGGGGACACAAUAAACGGCGACUCUGUUCA
Pollicipes pollicipes is the source of this 1267-nucleotide messenger RNA. RefSeq lists its product as uncharacterized. NCBI's taxonomy places the organism in Eukaryota, Metazoa, Arthropoda, Thecostraca, Pollicipedomorpha, Pollicipedidae. The record is from RefSeq and is a predicted model, not a curated record.